Molecule: messenger RNA, 627 nt
Organism: Lactuca virosa
Lineage: Eukaryota; Viridiplantae; Streptophyta; Magnoliopsida; Asterales; Asteraceae
Source: the annotation of a GenBank genome assembly
AUGGAAAGGUUUUCGCUGAGGCAAAAGUCAAAAGAUGAGAAUGGUGAAUUUGAGACUUUGGAAGUUACUGUUUAUGACUAUUUUGUGAAUUAUCGCAAAAUCGAAUUGCAGUAUUCUGGUGAACUCCUAUGUGUGAAUGUCGGGAAGCCUAAAAGGCCAACUUUCUUCCCCCUUGAGGCACUAUCACUCAAUAAGUAUGAUGAGGAACCUUUGUUGAAAUCAUGUGUGAUUUCAAUAAACAACAACUUCACACAAGUGGAAAGCCGUGGUCUUGCGGCCCCAAAGAAAAUUGAUGAGCCUUUUGAUGCGUUUGAGGAGAGCCCACAAAACAGGAGGGCCCCACCUCUUGUUAGAGUAAAGAAAAUGUUUGAAAUGAUAACGUCGAAGCUUCAUGGUGCCUUACAGUUUCUACUCUGUUUGUUACCUGAAAGAAAGAACUCUGAUUUUUAUGGUCCUUCGAAGAAGAAGAAUCUGGCUGAUUUUGGUAUUGUGAUACAAUGCAUAGCUCCUAUGAGAGUCAAUGAUCAGUACCUCACAAAUGUCCUGCUGAAGAUCAAUGCUAAGGUGAAUACACUUGAAAAAAAAACAGGUCAAAUGCUAGAAUAUCAAUUGCUUUGUGUAUUAUAG